AUGUCUACCAACAUCUUGCUGUACCCAUUCUCCCUCUUACUCCUCCAAUGGUUCUCAGGAGCUUCAGGAGUGGGGGCAUGUACCAUCCAGGUGACAAACAAGUGCAGCUUCCCUAUCUGGCCUGCAACCGCUUCGAAUGCUGGGCAUCCAGUUAUCGCCGAAGGUGGCUUCUAUCUGCCACCAUCCAGAGCCAAGAAGAUAGAAGCUCCAGCAAAUUGGAGUGGUAGGCUGUGGGGCAGAACAAACUGCGACUUCGGCCCUAACCCUGCCUGCGAAACUGGAGACUGUAGUGGCAAACUAGCCUGUAAUGGCACCAUAGGCACUCCUCCGGCCACCCUUGUUGAAUUCUCUCUCCAACCCGACUCGUCGAAGCCCAGCUUUCACGACGUGAGCCUCGUUGAUGGUUACAACCUCCCUAUCUCCGUGUCUCCUCGAGGUGCACGUUGCUCCCCGACUCCAGGUUGCGCUAAGGAUUUGAAGUCACAUUGCCCUCCAGAGCUUCGAGUUACAGACCACCGUGGCUCGGUGGUGGCUUGCAAGAGCGCCUGCUUGGCCUUCAAUCUCGACGUCUUUUGCUGCCGAAAUGACUACGGUAGUCCUGACAAGUGCCACCCAAGUAUGUACUCUACAAUGUUCAAGGAUGCCUGUCCUGCUUAUUUCAGCUACGCAUAUGAUAUGCCGCCGCCUCUCUACAGUUGUGUGGCUUCGGAGUAUGUAGUCACCUUUUGCCCCUCUAAGUGGGGCUUGGACUCCCACCAACCCAUGUAAAAGCCACCAACCAUGACAUAAAUGGCUGAUGCUAUAUUUCUACUCUACUUUUGUUUUGUUUUUCAAUGAGGAUUUUAUAAGGCUUAGGAGUAAUGAAA
Amborella trichopoda is the source of this 866-nucleotide messenger RNA. Its product is annotated as Pathogenesis-related thaumatin superfamily protein. The record is from RefSeq and is a predicted model, not a curated record. Lineage: Eukaryota; Viridiplantae; Streptophyta; Magnoliopsida; Amborellales; Amborellaceae.